AUGUCUAGAGCAAAUAAAUAAGCCGAGUAAGCACCUGCUUAAAAUAAUAAAUAGAAGGGUGCACCAGCUGCUAAACCUUAAAAACCCAAGGAAAAUUAUUUGACUCCAGAGGAAAUCAAUGAUUUGAGAGAAACUUUUGAUUUGUUUGAUGAUGAUAAGAGUGGCACAAUAGAUGCUCACGAAAUAAAGAAGGUACUUGAGGACUUAGGCGUAGAUGCAAGAAAUAAAUUUGUGUAUCAAAUGGUGCAAGACUUAGAAAAUCAUGGAGAGUCUAUCAAUUUCGAUACUUUUGUCGAUAUUAUUUCAAACAGAUUGGGAAACAAUAAAACAAGGGAAGGAGCAUAAAAAUUGUUUUAAAUUUACGAUCCUGAAGAUACUGGAUUCAUUGAUUUUACAAAUUUAAAACGUGUAGCUAAAGAACUGGGAGAAACUUUAAAUGAUGAUGAAUUGCAUGAAAUGAUCCAUCAUAUUCAUAUCCUCAGAAAAACAGAGAGUCCUGAACAAAUCUCAUUUGAAGAAUUUUAUGAGAUCAUCACAGCUCCAAGAAGAUAUUGAUAAAAAUAAAUAAUACAUAUAUAUCUAUAGAUAUCAGUUGA
This is a messenger RNA of Paramecium tetraurelia, 596 nucleotides long. RefSeq lists its product as uncharacterized. Gene Ontology annotation, cellular component: cytoplasm. NCBI's taxonomy places the organism in Eukaryota, Ciliophora, Oligohymenophorea, Peniculida, Parameciidae. The record is from RefSeq and is a predicted model, not a curated record. Gene Ontology annotation, molecular function: calcium ion binding. The transcript is spliced from 4 exons.